UGCUGGUGAACCGUGAUUUUUAGAAGCAAGAAAUAGGAGGAAAAAAAAAAAAGAAGUUUUCUCCCCGAGGACCGAGACCAUUCCACAAACUGAAGUGCUGCCAGCAGCAUAUGCUUUUUGCAAGAAUAAUUGAAACCAUUAACUGGAGAGCACAGAAUUCUUUUGAAAGUCUGCCAGUUAUUUUCAAGUAACUUAGGCAGUGGCACAAAAUAUAACACUUAUAUUUUAACUUCUACAAUUGCACUUUUAGGAGCUGGCCUCUAAUUUGAUUUUCAGUUGUUCUGAUAAGAUUUCUAUUUUAUGAUUGGCUUUAUGUUUAAUCCUUGUUUAAACAACCACAAUUUGACUUAAAUGAAAACCUAAGUGCUGAUGAAUAGGAGUUUUACCAAAGCAACAAGUUAGUUAUUUCUUCACGUUUAACUUGAAUUCACUUUUUUACCCUUUUUUUAAAGAAAAAGAGCAGUAAAUAUCGCCCUGAAGAAGGGUGCGAUUGCCUGCAUUUUAAUUUUUGUUUUUAAUAUGGCUGUAAACGUUUCCUUGGUCCGCGAUACGAAAUGGCUGACGUUGGAAGUGUGUCGGGAGUUUCAGAGAGGGACUUGUUCUCGCUCCGAUGCAGAGUGCAAGUUCGCCCACCCGUCCCGGAGUUGCCACGUGGAAAACGGUCGAGUUAUCGCCUGCUUUGACUCCCUAAAGGGCCGGUGUACCCGAGAGAACUGCAAAUACCUUCAUCCUCCCCCGCACUUAAAAACGCAGCUGGAGAUAAACGGACGCAACAACCUGAUCCAGCAGAAGACGGCGGCCGCGAUGUUCGCGCAGCAGAUGCAGUUCAUGCUCCCGGGCGCGCAGCUACAGCCCAUCACAACGUUUCCAGUGACUCCAUCGCUUGCAACAAGCCCCACGAUGGCUUUUAGUCCCUACCUGAGUCAUGUUUCCCCUGGGAUGGGCUUGGUUCCUGCAGAGCUUUUACCAAAUACUCCUGUCCUGGUUUCCGGGAAUCCUACUGUUACAGUACCAGGAGGCUCUGCCGGACAGAAACUGAUGCGUACGGAUAAACUGGAGGUUUGUCGAGAGUUUCAGCGUGGAAAUUGUACACGUGGUGAGAACGAUUGCCGCUAUGCUCACCCUAUAGAUAUUGCAAUGAUAGACACCAAUGAAAACACUGUUACAGUUUGCAUGGAUUACAUCAAAGGUCGAUGCUCUAGGGAGAAAUGCAAGUACUUUCAUCCCCCUGCACACCUGCAAGCCAAAAUCAAGGCAGCUCAACACCAGGUGAACCAGACAGCUGCAGCUGCAAUGGCCCUGCCGCCUGGUGCACUUCAACCUUUACCAAAGAGGCCAGCACUUGAAAAAAACAAUGGUGCCACCACAGUCUUUAACCCAAGCGUUUUCCACUACCAACAGGCUCUAGCCAACAUGCAGUUGCAACAGCCUACGUUUAUCCCUACAGGGUCAGUUCUGUGCAUGACACCCACUGCAAGCGUUGGUAGGUUUUUCUACACAAACUUCUCAACUUUUCCUAAUCUGAAAGAGACAGCAAGAUAGUAUGCAUCAGUGAGAACCUGGGUGGCUGAGUGGUGUGACUGUCUAUUCACUGUCUUCUCUGAGGCUUAAAUGGUUGUAUCCCUUUUAAUUUCUGUUCAGUGCAGUGUUUCAUGUGACUAAUCAGAGAAUCUGAGGUGAUGCUUUCCCUCCCCUGUUUAGUUCUGCUGCAGAGACAAAAAUUUGUCAACUGAAUAUAUCUUUACAACCUAUUUAAG
This is a messenger RNA of Tinamus guttatus (white-throated tinamou), 1757 nucleotides long. NCBI's taxonomy places the organism in Eukaryota, Metazoa, Chordata, Aves, Tinamiformes, Tinamidae. The record is from RefSeq and is a predicted model, not a curated record.